GGAAAGGAUUUAUGCUGUGGAAACCCUUGGCGUGGAAACCUUUGGCAAAUUGACCGCGUUACUUGCAUAUUGGAACUGAAAGAGGAAGAUACCGAUCAUGGCUCACCUCUUAUCUGUAAUAGUCAUAGUGGUGGCGGCGUCUAGAUGCAGUGCAAUCUUCCCAUUUAAUCUGGAAGCAGUUGACGUGGUGGUGACAAACGUAAAGGACCAUCUCGAUGAUACCAUCGACCCCUACUUAGUGCCCGCAGAACACGACACCUAUGGCCAGAGCCCUUAUGGAUAUGUCCCCCAGAAGUAUGUGAAUGAACCUAUCUGCCCACUGUACAUAAAACCUGUGUGGGAAGAAGCAGUGGUGCAACAGGUUGUGCACUCUCUGGUCACAGUAUGGGAGAAAUUAGAAAAAACGGAAUUUGUCCAUGUGACUGAAACCUUGAAAUAUCCUGUGACAGUGAUAAAUCGGUCUACUGUUACAAUACCUGCUCCGCCCAUUUACAAGACCGAAACUAUUAUAGUGCCGGAGGAGAAAACGGUAAUGUCUGCUAGGAUUGACACUGUUACAUACACCAUAACCCAGACUAACCUUGAGGCAAGUUCAAAGAACUUUAUCUUAAAUAUAAAUUGA
Penaeus indicus is the source of this 622-nucleotide messenger RNA. RefSeq lists its product as uncharacterized. The transcript is spliced from 4 exons. The record is from RefSeq and is a predicted model, not a curated record. Lineage: Eukaryota; Metazoa; Arthropoda; Malacostraca; Decapoda; Penaeidae. The coding region runs from base 98 to 622 and encodes 174 amino acids.